AUGUUAUUGUUUAUUUCUCUUCUUUUAAUCAUUCCUAAACAUGUCAAAUCUGAUCUAUGGGCAGAAACCGAACGAAUGCCAGAUCUCCAGCAAUGGCGAGCUCUGUGUGGAUAUUAUGCUGUUGCCACCGCCUACAUGAAGGAUAGUAAUGCCCGGAUCACGGUAUUCGCUCCAGUCGACGACGUUUUCACCUAUAAUCCAGAUAUCAGAGCAUUGGAUCAGAAAGAAACACUUUCUCAUAUUGUCGAUUCACAAGUAGUCGAUUUGACGAUGAAUAAAGUUUGGGAGAAGCAAACUUUGAUUCGAUCAACCAUCAAUUCAGGUUACACAUAUAUCACACAAUUUGAGAAUAAUCCUGGAAAUUUCUCUUAUUUCGCCAAUGCUGGAAUGCUCUGUAAUCAUGCGUCCAACCAAUGGGGUAUUAUAUCCGGAGAGCAAUAUCUGUUUAAAAUUUGCACUCCAAUUGGUCAUCGUCCAUAUCCGGGAACUGCACUUUCGUUUAUUCGAGAACACGAUGUUACAGUAUUCGAAGAGCGACAGUAUAACAACAGAGAUUUAUCUCAAAUCCGAGACAUUCUCGAUCGUACUCCUGAUAUUGCCCUCGUCAUCUACGGAUCAUCUGCCUGGAAUGGAUUUCACACAUUUUUCAUUCCCAACGAUGCAGCUUUUGCCAGAGUCGUCGAUCGUAAUCGCAUUGAUCGUGAAGUUCUUCUUGCUCAUGUCACAAGCACAAAUCGAGUUCUAUUCACCUGGCCAUGGUUAUACGAUGGAGGACAACACUACUAUCCAUCUGUCAGAUUUUCGGCGAAUAUUAUUGAAGACAACUUUAAAUUAAAAUUGGUCAUGAGAAAUAUCACAGAUAGAAGAACUGGAAAAUGGGAUUUAUACGCUGUAUCGGAAGUCUACGAGAGAUACUCUCAAUUCAGAAGAGGAGCGGUUUGGGCGAAAAUUUUGGUUCCAAACAUUCCAACUCAGAAUGGAGUGGUUCAUAUCAUUGAUAAUGUGCUUGGAAUUGUGUCAGAGACGAUUGAUAUGAUGAUUUAUAGAAACGAAAAGACUACAACUCUUAUGAGAUACAUCAAUACAAUCGGUCAAAUCGUUCGCAACUAUUUCUCGGCCACUGGAGGACUUGUUACCUUCUUUGCUCCGUGGAAUGAAGCGUUCGAUCGAAUCCCGGAGCAAAUCGAAAGACGUCUUCUUCGGGAUAGAAUUUGGUUGGAACAGAUUCUGAAACUUCAUAUAGUCCCAGCAAAAGAAUUGACAUCAGAUGAAAUCACAAAUGAGACAAUUGUGAAUACAAUUGAUAAUAUGAGACAAUUGUAUUUUAUAAAAGGAGAAUGGCCAGCUAAUAAUGUCACAUAUUAUGUCAUCGGAGGAGGUAUUAAAACUGCGAUUAUGAUGGAUAACGUAGCUGCAACAAAUGGAAUUGUUCAUUAUAUCGAAAGAGUUCUAGGAGUUCCAUAUCAGACACUUUGGGAAAUUAUGAGAAAUGAAAGUAGAUUACAGAGCUCAUUCCAUAUGAUGCAAAAUUUACAACUUCGAUAUUCAAUGGAUCCAUGGCAAGUGUUGACACCGGAACAGAACUUUACAUUUUUCGUUCCGACGAAUGAAGCUUGGCACAAACAACCAGCAACUUUGGUGAAUCGAAUGAACGAUGGAGGCCACUGGCAAGCGCUACAAUAUGUUUAUAAGAGACAUAUUGUUCAAGGACAUGCACUGAUGUAUACUGAUCUCCGUGAAAGGACGUAUGUAAUGAUGAAUGAUGAGAAGGUUGUGCUUAGGAGAAGAGGAAGAUUUUGGGAGCUAUACUGGCCACGUGGAAACCGUCGAGCACAAGUGAUAGAAGGGGGUGAAAUAGCUGGAAUCAAUGGAUAUAUGCAUAUGAUAGACGAUGUUCUCAUUUAUGAACCGGAUCUUCGAGCACAUGCAUGUACAACCGAACCCGUGUUCUUCCAAUUUCUAAUAGUUUGCCUGGUUAUGGUAUGGCGUCCCGGAUGGUUUUCUCAACUAUAUACCGCAUUUUUGUAUAGAUAA
Molecule: messenger RNA, 2034 nt
Organism: Caenorhabditis briggsae
Lineage: Eukaryota; Metazoa; Nematoda; Chromadorea; Rhabditida; Rhabditidae
Exons: 14
Coding region: 1-2034 (677 amino acids)
Biological process (GO): extracellular matrix organization; cell adhesion
Cellular component (GO): extracellular matrix
Molecular function (GO): cell adhesion molecule binding
Source: RefSeq, a predicted model, not a curated record